Cryptococcus amylolentus CBS 6039 is the source of this 597-nucleotide messenger RNA. RefSeq names its product translation machinery-associated protein 22. Gene Ontology annotation, biological process: translation reinitiation; formation of translation preinitiation complex. Gene Ontology annotation, molecular function: translation initiation factor activity; mRNA binding. The transcript has 4 exons. Bases 1 to 597 code for a protein of 198 amino acids. NCBI's taxonomy places the organism in Eukaryota, Fungi, Basidiomycota, Tremellomycetes, Tremellales, Cryptococcaceae. The record is from RefSeq and is a predicted model, not a curated record.
AUGUCGAACCCCAGCGGACCCUCCACGAGACACGUACACCCCUUCUACUGCUCCGUCUGCUCCCUCCCGACAGAGUACUGCGAGUUCGGGCCCUCCGUGUCCAAGUGCAAGACAUGGCUCAAGGAGAAGGACGACGACGAGUACGAAAAGAUCUGGGGAGAGGGUGCUCUUGCGGCCAAGAUUGGCACUCUGUCGUUGGACAAGCAGGAAAAGAUUGAGGCUGAUGCCGCCAAGCUCGAAAAGAAGGCUGCAAAGAAGGCUGAAGCCGAGAGCAAGAAGAAGGAGUCUACCAAGGUCAUCAUCAAACGAUCCGAACGUACCAAGCGCAAGCACCAAACCCAUAUCCAAAACCUCGAACUAUUCGGCGUCGACUUGAAAAAGGCCGCCAAGCAAUUUGCAGGCAAGUUUGCGACGGGCAGUAGUGUGAGCAAGAAUCCGCAGGGCGAGGAGGAGAUUGUGAUCCAGGGUGAUGUGGGGGAUGAUAUUGUGGAGAUGAUUCGAGCUGGGGCGGGGGCGUUGAAGGGGGUGCCGGUGGAUCAGAUUACGAGGGUCGAGGUGAAGAAGAAGAAGGUGGAGGAGGAUGCCCCUGUUGCUUGA